Molecule: messenger RNA, 1793 nt
Organism: Plutella xylostella (diamondback moth)
Lineage: Eukaryota; Metazoa; Arthropoda; Insecta; Lepidoptera; Plutellidae
Source: RefSeq, a predicted model, not a curated record
GAACGGCCAUUGUUUACACGGUAUUAAACUCUUCACAGAGUGCAUAUUUACAAUACACCAGCUGACCAUUAAUUUUUUACUGAUAAAAUAUUGUGAUAGCUUCAUUUAAACCUAUUUAGCGAGUGAAAUCUCUCAGUCACUUUCCAGUUUCUCCCGGCAUCAGUCUGGAGACAGGUCACUAUGGUUCCUCUGGUCAUUUUAGUGGUGCUGUGCUCCAACUCAGUUUUCGGACAAAUCUUUGAGGAAAAACAAAACCUGUGGCCUGGUGCAAUGUCCAACAUUGUUCCAAGUGGUCUUGUGGAAGGUGGCCAGCCGUGUUCACGUCGAGCAUUCCAAGGUUCACCAGAAUCUUUAAAAACCUUGCCACUAAAUGAAAAUGAGGAUAAAGAUUAUAAACCCGAUAUUAUUUUCAAUUCGAAUUCUGAAAUAUCUGAGGAUGACAGCGAAAUAGAAUAUAAAGAUAAUAUCUUUACAUCUAACGUACCAUCAAACACACAAGUUUCAAAAUGUAGUGGGGCGAAAACUACAAAUGUUAAACGAAAAUCGAAUUCAAAAUCAACACCACUUGAACUUAGUAAUAAAAGAAGUUUGACAAACAAUGAUUUACAUAACAAUAUUUUACCAUCGGAUUACCAAAUAGAACCUCCGCGUAACACACGACCUCUACAUGAAGCUUUAAUUAAAGCUACUAAAGCUGCCUCAAAAAUCACUGAAAAUAAACCAGAAAGCAGCGAAGACAAUGAUUGUCCUUUCAAAAUCAGAACACCAAAUCAAAACUUUGAUGAGAAAGAGCCGGUUCAUCUUGAAAAUAGGAGAAUUGGUGAUUUUGUGGAAAUAAAAGGAGAUGGAUUUGUCAAUGGUAUCAGAACACCAAAUCAAAACAUGGAUGACAAAGAGCCGGUUCAUCGUGAAAAUAGGAGAACUGGUGAUUUUGUGGAAAAUAAAGGAGAUGGAUUUGUCAAUGAUAAUCGUGACGCCACAGGCUCACCACGCUCGGCUAAAAGUCAGCAAUCUGCUGACAUAAGAGUGUGCUACGCGUGCAGUACCACUAAUGACCCGAGCUGCCAGUCGCCCAACCCCAAAAACACCACCGUGAAGUACUGCCGGCAGCCAUACGACGCCUGCGUUACUAAGACUUUCAAGGUUGAAGCUGGAACAGUGUUGACCAGAGACUGUGGAACCUCGUGCGAAGACUACCCCCAACAGAGCAGCUUUCACCCCGUCGCCUCAAAAUGCAGCGCCUGUCACACAAACCUGUGCAACGGAGCCUACUCUGUGACGGCACAGAAUAUAUUCUUCAUCUUUUCUGUGGCUCUCCUUUCUAUUUUCAAACUCAGUUAUUUUAAGUGAACAAAAGUGAACAGUAGGGCGAUCACGAAAAACAGAGCUAACGUAUAGAAUCGAAUGCGAGUGCGACAAUUGUCAACUUGACAGCACUUUCGAACACUUUUUACCUUUCGAAUAGAAUGACCACAGAGUACAUAAUAUUAUUCUGAGAAUGACCUAUGGAAUGAUAGCUGUCAAACUUUCGCAAAUCUAUACAGUAUACACCGCCAUUUUGUUGUUGACAGGUUGACAGCACUUUCGAAUAGUCGCACUCGCAUUCGAUUCUAUACGUUAGCUCUGUUUUUCGUGAUCGCCCUACUGAAGUUCUUAAAAUUGUAGAAUGUUUCGUCUCACUUCCGGGAUAUUGAAAAGAAAAUUUAAAGAGGCACAGAAUAAUACUGAGUGAUUUGAAGAAAUUAGUAAGAUUUGUAUUUAAUAUUGUCAAUAAAUUUAUAUUAUCAUUGAAC